Messenger RNA from Prorocentrum cordatum, 1044 nucleotides. The record is from the annotation of a GenBank genome assembly. NCBI's taxonomy places the organism in Eukaryota, Dinophyceae, Prorocentrales, Prorocentraceae.
AGCCACUUUGGCUCAAGGCGCUCAGGCCCUCUGCGCUCUCGGGCCGCACUGAUUAUACAGGACCCUCGCUCUCGGGCGAUGGGCUGCCGCCGCAGCUUCUCCCGGCGCCCGCCGCUCGAGCCGUGGGGCCUGCCUUUCUCUGGCGCCUGGCCCCUUCAGCUUCCCCGACCGCCGCCGUCCGCUUCGCCGACCGCAGCCCGCGCGGCCCCGGCGCGCGCCUCGAGCGCGCCGGCGGCGGAACCGACGCCCCGCGUCAGGCGGCCGCCGCGAGGUUGCUGGGCGACGCAGCGCGAGGCCGCCGCCGCCGCCGCUGGCCGGCGGGCCGCGAGCGGCCGCCAGGGCGGUGGCCGCUGAGGCCGUGGCCGCACAGCCGGCGCCCGCCGGCGGGCUGCGCGGGGCUGCCGCGGGGCCUCCGCGCGCGCCUCGCCGCCAGGGCCGCUGCCGCCCCUCCGCCCGGGCCUGCGGGUCGUGGCGCGGGCUCGACGAGCAGCCGCCCGUGGAUCAAGCAGUGGCGGGGCGCCCCACCAAACAAUGUUCGAAGACCACGUCGUUUGCACGAGCAGUCCUUGCAACGUUCCUAGUUGAGACAGUCCUGCUUUGAUGCAUCGCGUGUAUGUUCCAGAAGCACUGUUCUAUGGUUGUUGUAACAUUAUGGAUCACGUCAGCGUGCGCGGGGAGGCCGUGCCCGCCGAAACGGGUGCCCAGGGCCUGAAUCGAGGCCCAGAUGCCGCCGCCAGCGUGUCCCUUUGGUCUCCACUGUGCCGGGGGGCGCGCUCUCUGUCGCAGAGCUUCUAGUAGCCAGACUAGCUUGGCGGGCGUCGUCGCGAACGGAUUGGACUGAUGGGUGUGGGGCUGGUUUUUGCCGCGCGGACCCUGCAUGCGUGCGUGUUUCAGUGCUCGCUUGCUGUGCGCGCGCGCUUUCUGCAGCAAGCCGCGUGCCCACGUGUGCGCCGUCUUUGUUUGUUUGUUAUUUCCCACAUCCAGGGUGGGGUUCUUGUUCUCUCUGGUCACCCCGCGCAGGAACACACAGGAACACACUCUCAC